Symbiodinium sp. CCMP2456 is the source of this 2756-nucleotide messenger RNA. NCBI's taxonomy places the organism in Eukaryota, Dinophyceae, Suessiales, Symbiodiniaceae. The record is from the annotation of a GenBank genome assembly.
GCCGCGAGUACGCGGGUCGUAUCAGAAUCAUUCAGAGAAGCUGGGCGACCGCCAAUAACAAGACUGAAGAAGACGACUUCGAUCAGAAGGAAGGCCUGAUUGAGCACCAGCACGAAAAGGACAAGGAUGAAGCUGCACCGAAGAACGAGACAAAAGGUGCGGACAACGUUGCCGACAACGGCAUGGCUGCCAAUGCGGCCACAGGCAACAAUGCCACGAUGUCGGCGCUCCGGAGCUCAAUGGAAGCGCAGGGAAAGCUGAAGGGAAGCAACAUGAAGGUCCCCACAACCUUCAACGAGAUGUUCCUCUUCAAUGCUGCGGUGAUGGGAUUUGCUGAGAGCGGAUGGAUGAACUUGGUCUUGGAGCAGUUCGAUGCUAUUGUGACGAACGUCGCGAACUCCUACCGUCUUCAAGAGGAGUGCGAUGUCCUUUCUCUAGUCCUGUCCAAGUACCAGGGAGGUCACAUCGGCUUGCCAGAGUUCAAGGCCGUCAUGCUGGCUUCGCUCCGCUCGCUGGUCCCGAAGGACUGGGACUCUGAGCAUGAGGUGGCCUGGAAUUGGCUAUGGGAGAACGUGGAGCGCAUGCUGAGAAGCCACAUGGGCAAACCACAGGUUCACGAGAAGGCGAUCGAGCGCUUCAUCGUCGGCAUGUCGGAGGAGUCGAUUGGCUUCCUCCGCCGCGAGGUUUACAAGAGGUUCUUUCAGCUCGCCCCGGCUGGCCAAGACCAUUUCAAACAGUCAACGACAAGGCUGUUCUUCAUUGCGGACAAGAUCAUCGAAAUGACCGUUGAGAUGUACAAGCAGCCGAAACGGAUGGUGGAGGACAUCUCGGCUUUGGGGUUACGCCAUGUCGGCUACGCCAUCCCCACCGAGCUCUUCUCCCCCUUCGUGUCCGGUGCAGUGGAUGUGGUACGGCUCUUGACGACAGACGGCAACGCCGAGGAGGCCUUCCGCUGGUCGCUCACCUUGGUCUCCAAGAUCCUGGUCCGGACGAUCCUCGAAGGCUCCACUGUGGUGAUGAAAGCAGUGAACACCAACUCGGAGAAGUCCUUGCGCAAAGCCGUGUCGGUGGCGCCACGUGGGCGUCGUGCAACAGACCUGCUCAACAUUACCGUCGGAACUCAGUCGAUCUCGCCGCUGUACUGGUCCAUCGAGAGUGGCAGUCUCAAUUGUGCCAAGGCUAUGCUGGAGGACCUCCUGACGAUUCGGGCCGAUCGUGACAACUACUACUAUGGAUGCAAUGCGUUGUUCGAGCGGCAUCCGGAAGUCAUUCACCGUUUAUGUGCCGAUGCUCCAACCUUGUUGCCGACCUUGUUAGAUGGCAUGGUUUGGCGCUCCCGCAUUUCCACUGCAGGUCAACGGCGAGUGAACUAUUACAUUCAGCACCUCGUGCAGGAUCAAGAUGGUUACUUCAACCAGGCGCUUGAAUGGCUAGCUGACUUCAAGGAUCCCAAGAUCAUUUGCCACUCCGUGGUGGUGUUGUUCGCGGACAUCAUCUGGAGCCGGCUAGCGAUUUAUCUCUUCAUGAUGGGGAGAUGCUACUUCCUCUUCAUGCUUUGUCUCUUCAUCACCAGCCAGGCAAUCAUCCCCAGGCUACAGGAGGGUGGCAAGGCCACUGUGGAGGAGGACAUCGUCCUCUUUGUGUGCCGCACGCUCAUCUACUUGGGCUCCAUGUGCAAGCUGCUCGUUAGCCAGAUCCGGUUGCUGUGGGCGGACUGCAGAGCCAAAAACUUCACGAGGAUCAUGUGCAUACCGAUCCCCACCUACCUCUGCAGUUUCCAAGAGACAGGCAAUUUGGCUCUUGCGCUGACUCUGAUCGUGAUGUGCACGCAAGAGCCCAUCUUCUACUGCUUUGGAACGCCAGAGUUCGAGGAGACACUUUUUACACCGUACUGCCCGCAAUCGGCGGACAAGAAGGAGGUCUACUCGCUUUUCUCAGGUAUCGGCAUCUUGCUCUACUGGGCCUUGCUGAUGGACUUUACGAUUUUCUCGAUGCGAAUAUCUGCCUUUGUGCUGGUUUGCGGGCGCAUCCUUGUCGAAGUAGGCCUGUUCCUGAUGGCUGGAACCUUCUUUAUCCUCGCUUUUGCCACGGCGGUUGCCGCUCUGAGACAUCAGCUGGACGAUUUUUCAGGCAUCGACACAGGCAUGGUCUCGCUCAUGAGCAUGGCCCUGAACAUGUAUCCAAUGUCCGGGUACGUGGCGGUCAAGGAAGAGGGCUGGGUGCUUGGAGCCGUGUGCCUUUUCAUCAUCAUCGUCGUGAUCUUCCUCAUGAACCUUCUGAUUGCACAGCUGAACCAAGCCUAUCAGGCGGUGUACGAGGACAUGCAAGGCUAUGCACGCCUCAACCGCGCGUCGGUCAUAGUGACCACAAUAGAAGAGGUCAGCUCGAAACGUUGGAGUCGGUUUUUGAAGAGCCUGAACUUCGAGCAGCCCCUCGAGUUCCAGGAGGGCGACAUCGGCAUGGCAGGCGGCCUUCAGAUCUUGGAGCCUGCCAACGCGAAUCCGACGACAGUCGAUAGGAUCAAGCGCUAUGGUGGCUCGACAUCGCCGACGAUGCCGUGGCCAGAGGAAGAAGAGGAUGCAGAUGAGGAUCGAUACGAUCGCCUGGAGAAGCUGAUCAUCCGCACAACGAAGAGCAUCACGGGCAAGAAGAAGAAGAAAGGAGGUGGCACCGCCUCCUCCAUGGGAGCUUCCGGUGUGACAGGCGACUCGGCCGGCCGGAGUGGCUCGUCCGGAGGCUCAGCUAGCGAGCAAUGA